This is a messenger RNA of Psylliodes chrysocephalus, 4039 nucleotides long. NCBI's taxonomy places the organism in Eukaryota, Metazoa, Arthropoda, Insecta, Coleoptera, Chrysomelidae. The record is from the annotation of a GenBank genome assembly.
GUUAAUGCAAACUGCGAAAAAAUGCGUAAAAAUAAACGUUUUUAUCGGAAACCGGUACGAGCCAGAGUAGCAGAGUAAAUAAACUUUUAAAUAGCCAUCCAGUAUCAUUUAGUUCUUCGAGCGGUUAGUGUGCAAACAUUUUAGAGCCUUAUUUUAGAGAAAGAAGAUGAACGAUCAGGUGGCAAUACGCGUCAAGGAUGUACAAAAAUCCUAUGGAUCAAACCAUAUAUUAAAAAAGAUUUGUUUAAAUGUACAAAAGGGAAGCAUAUAUGGUCUUCUGGGAUCCAGCGGUUGUGGUAAAACCACUUUACUGAGUUGCAUUAUUGGUAGAAACAAAAUAGAUCAAGGUGAAAUACAAGUCUUUGGUAAGAAAUCAUCAGCACUGCUCAGUUCAAAAGUGGGAUACAUGCCACAGGGAACUUCACUUGUACGAGACUUCACCGUCAAAGAUUCCAUUUACUUUUUUGGCAGGAUAUAUAACGUAGACGAUGAAAUUAUACACCAAAGAUACGAAGAAUUGGUUGAGCUUUUAGAGCUACCCAAAGAUGGCAGAUUUAUUAAAGAUUGCAGUGGGGGUACGCAGAGACGAAUUUCGUUUGCAGUAACUUUGGUCCAUAAACCAGAAUUACUAAUUCUCGACGAACCAACUGUCGGAACAGACCCAAUUCUUAGAGAUAGGGUAUGGAAAUAUUUGCUUAAAAUCAGCCAAGAAGAUAAAACGACUGUGAUAAUAACAACGCAUUAUAUAGAGGAGACCAGACAAGCCAAUCAGAUCGGUUUGAUGCGAGAUGGUAAAAUUUUAAUCGAAGAGAAUCCAGAAAAACUAUUGAACAUGUACAAUUGCGAGAGUUUGGAGGAAGUAUAUUUAAUCCUAAGUAAAAAUCAAGAAUUCGCUAAAAAUCGCGUGACUGUUGGCGAAAUAGAAGAAGGUGAACAUGCCGGCAAUGUUGGUGAUACAGCACAAUCCCAAUUAAGUAUAUCUUCGAGAGAAACGACAGAAGCCUUUGAUGAAUGUAACGCAUCAACUGAUGUUUUGACGACUGAAGAAACUACCAAAAAUCCCAAUCGAAUAUUCGCUAUGCAUAGAUUCAAAGCCCUUUUAGAAAAAAAUUGGAAGAGUCUGAGGCGGAAUCAUUUAGCCAGUAUAUUUCCAGUACUAAUGCCCGGAAUCCAAGUGCUAUGUUUCUUGAUAGCAAUUGGCAGAGACCCAACAAAUGUACCUUUUGGUAUUGUAAACGAAGAAAGAACCCGAGAUUUUUGUAAACAUUUUGAAGUCAACCAAUCGGUGGUGCGUUACGGCGAAUGGGAUUGUCAUAUAAACAGUAUUAGCUGUCGAUUUGUGGAUUUUUUGAAUAUACCUCUAAUUGAAGAAAAAUUCUAUGAUUCAAGGAGUAAAGCAAUGGAGGAUUUAAAAACCGGUAAAUUAUAUGGGUUUGUACAUUUGCACAAGAAUUUAUCAAAAUUGAUGGAAAACAGACUGACUGAAGGCCUCGAUUUAGACGAUCUACCCGAUGAAGAAAUUCAAAUUUAUCUCGAUAUGUCAUCCCUUCAGAUCGGAGGCACGUUAAAAAUGAGAAUAGCCGAACGAUAUCAAGAAUUCCACAAACAGGUUCACGAAGAUUGCAAUUUUUUGUCCGGUUCUACACAACUUCCACUCAGAGUGGAAGAAUAUUUUUACGGAGAUCAAAACGACGAGUUUAUUAUUUUUAUGACACCUGGGAUAGUGACGACGAUGAUUUACUUUAUGGGCGUGAUGAUGACGUGCGUGAUAAUUUUGGAUGAAAAAUGCGAAGGUAUAUGGGACAGAUCGAUAGUGGCUGGAGUGACGUCUGUGGAACUCAGUUUGUCGCAUUUAUUAUUCCAAACGACGUUUAUGGGAUUUAUGGCAUUGGAACUGGUGGUGCUCGUAUUUUUCUGCUUUCAACAACCCUACGUAGGAUCUCUGUGGCUGAUUUAUUUACUGAUUUACCUGCAGGGGUUGGCUGGAAUCGUUUUGGGUUUUGGUAUAUCUAUCGUCAGCGAUAGUCACGUAACUGCAAAUAUUCUAGUUUCUGGGAUAUUUAACCCUUUGGUAUUAGCCAGCGGUAUUAUGUGGCCAGCAGAAGCCAUAAACGAGUAUCUACUGUAUGUAGUCAAAUGCCUGCCUUUGUCCCUUCCGACGACCGCGCUCAGGAACGUUAUCAAGAAAGGUCUGACCGUUUGCGACUCGGACACCCUGUACGGUUUCGGCAUUUUAUGCAUGUGGAUAGUUAUUUGCGGAGUUUUAAGUAUAUUUUAUAUUAAGAGAAAACAGUAAAUGAUCAAAUAAUUCGAUGGUUUCGGGAAAUAUAUCCAAAUUUGUUGCUUUUCGAGAGAAUCGAUUGAAGUUGAAACGCUGAUUUUAAAUGUAGUCUAAAAUCCGACCAUUUUUUGAUCAAUAGUAUAUUACACACCGAGGUGGGAAGAGUUUCAUUCCUGUCGGGAGAUUAGUUAGAUCACCGAGACGCGAAGCGUCGAGGUUAGCUAUGAUCUCGAGACAGGAAUGAAACUUCCUACCGAGGUUUGUAUACUAUUUUAUUUACAACCAUCAUAUUUCGAUCAAAGUUAAUAAAUUUCUGUUUCGUUCUGAACAUACCUAAAAUAUUACAUUUAACGACAAAUUACCAAACGCGCGGUUUUUUCAGAAUAAUCAAGUAAAUAUAUUGUUACUGUGAUUACAGGGUAAACAACUGUCACCAAUAUAAAUAAAUGUCAGAUAAAGCCGGAUAUUAAAUUCGCGAAUAAUAAAUAUCAGUAAGUAGUUUGUUGUAUUUUAGUUCAUUAUUGUUUUUUAUUGUUUGCCAUUAAAUAGGUAUUAUAAAAUUUAUCAAAAAAAUGUGUUAUUCUUUUUAUAUAUAAAAAUAUUAAUCUAGAAUAGAUGAAAUGAGGGCGGGAAGGAGAGGUGUGUAAUGUGACACUUCCCAACCUUCAAUGAAGUUAGUAAUGACAACAUUACAUAUAUGGUUGUAAAUAAAAUACAAUUUUUAUAGAUAAUUAUUAAUAGAGAAUACGACUUUGCGAGGCUGCUUAUCAAUAUAUUGUACUUUUAAUAGUAGUUUUUUUCUACUUUAAGGUAUAUUUGUUAUUUAUGAUUAUUGAAGAAAAUUCUUCUAACAGAAGUUGUUUGUAAUAUUAAUAAUUUUUAUCAUAUACACGAUUUCUCUAAAAUGGACCGUAAUGGAGAAAUUUUAAGAAAAGAACAAAAUUUGAUUUUUUUAGCAUUUUUGUUGGCAAUAAAAUUAUGAAAUAUUUUUUUAUUUAUUCAUAUUCUAAACACUUUUUGAUUAGAUAGGCCGUAAUCAAUAUUUUGAUAACUUUACAGGAAUAUUUGGACAUUUCCUCAAAUUUCUCUAUUGCGGUCCAUUAUAGAGAAAUCAUGUAUAUGACAAAAAUUAUAGAGAAUAACAUUAUGAACAACUUUUGUUAAAAUAAUUUAAUUCAAUAAUCAUAAAUAACAGAAAUAUACCUUAUAGUAGACUCCCGACUAUAUUUUGAUAGGCAACCCGGCAAAUCUACAUUUCUCUAUCAAUAAUUAUCUAUAAAAAUUGUAUUUUCAUAACAUAUGGUCGGAUCUUAUACUAAUAGGCAUAAAUUCAUAUCGAUUUCAUAUUAUUGUGCUAGGUUGAACUCUUUAAGUACAGUUCAACGUAUUUUACAAAAAUUUUAUUAGAAAAAUGACUUAUCCCCUUAUUCCCCAAAACCACAGAAUCGUAAUAAUAAAGACUUUUUAUCCGCAUAUCAUUAUAGGAAUUAAAAUUAAACUUUUGACUGUUUAUGCGAUUUUUUUUUAAUUUUAUUCAAUUCAGUAGAAAUACUGUAGAUAUAAAAAUAUAUUUAUGUAUCGAACCUAAUCUAAAAAAACCUACUUGGCAUUUUUUAUAUAGCACUGUACUGUAAUUAAGAUAAAUAAAAACUUUUUUUACAAAAAAAAAAGGUUUUAAUUAGUAUUCUUGGAAAACCUAUUUCUUCUACUAAUGAUCGGCCUGGGUUUGUAAAGGUCCUCACUGGAAUACCGUUGUGA